Lactuca sativa (garden lettuce) is the source of this 3453-nucleotide messenger RNA. Its product is annotated as zinc finger (CCCH type) helicase family protein. Gene Ontology annotation, cellular component: intracellular anatomical structure. Gene Ontology annotation, molecular function: metal ion binding; RNA binding; helicase activity. NCBI's taxonomy places the organism in Eukaryota, Viridiplantae, Streptophyta, Magnoliopsida, Asterales, Asteraceae. The record is from RefSeq and is a predicted model, not a curated record.
CGAGCGGCCAUCACCCGGGCCAAACUAAGUCAAGAAACGCGUCACGGUCGCGGUCGGUCGUGCACCCGGGCUUUCAUCGACAGAGCCGCACCUGAGGGCUGAGGCGGGAACUUUAGCCCGGGCCCACUGCUCUGAACAGCGUACUACCCUUUUUCUACGAUAGAGCAACGCACCAGUCGGAUUUCACGGUAUUUUCCUUCCGAUUUCACAGAGCGAGGAUUGCGCAGACCGCCGAGGGUUUUUUUUGGCGAUGGUGGUAUCGUCGACUUCUUCAGCUUUUGAGUCAUCGUCGUCUUCUUCGUCUUCGUCUAUGGAGAAUUUCAGUAAUCUUCCUAUCAUGUCGCUCCGGAGCAAAAUUGUCGAGAAGAUAAUGGAGAAUCGCGUCACUCUGAUCGUCGGUGAAACCGGCUGCGGGAAGAGCUCCCAAGUUCCUCAGUUUUUACUAGAAGCAAAUAUCGAGCCGAUAAUAUGCACACAACCAAGAAGAUUCGCUGUGGUGGCAGUUGCUAAAAUGGUGGCCAAAGCUCGAAAUUGUACAACAGGGGGUGAGGUUGGAUAUCACAUUGGUCAUUCCAAGGUUAUCUCUUCAAGCUCUAAGAUCAUCUUUAAAACUGCUGGAGUUUUGUUGGAGGAAAUGCGAGAAAAAGGCAUGAAUGCUUUGAAGUAUAAGGUUAUUAUUCUCGAUGAAGUUCAUGAACGUUCUGUUGAAUCGGAUCUUGUUCUCGUAUGUGUAAAACAGUUUCUGAUAAAGAAUAGCUCAUUAAGGGUUGUAUUGAUGUCUGCAACUGCUGAUAUUUCAAGAUACAAAGAUUACUUUAAAGAUCUUGGAAGAGGUGAAAGGGUUGAAGUUUUAGGUAUCCCCAGUUCCAGUCAGCAUACCCUGUAUCAUCGUAGAGUUUCAUAUCUUGAACAGGUGGUUGAACUUUUGGAAAUGGAUUCAGAAACACCUCUGUCGUUAAAAUACUGUUCAGGAUCAAGUCCAUCAAGUGAAGCAACAAUGAACGAAGAGGUGCACAAGCUUAUACACAAUCUAGUGUUACAUAUCCACAAAACCGAAUCAGACAUGGAGAAAAGCAUUCUGAUAUUCCUUCCAACUUACUACUCCUUAGAACAACAAUGGCUUUCUCUAAGUCGUUUCAGCAGUGCUUUCAAAAUCCACAUCUUACAUAGCAGCAUUGACACAGAGCAAGCUCUUAAUGCAAUGAGAAUCUCGAAGUCACAUCGCAAGGUUAUAUUAGCAACAAACAUUGCAGAAUCUUCUGUAACAAUACCAAAAGUCGCAUAUGUCAUUGAUUCUUGUAGAUCAUUACAAGUCUACUGGGAUGCUAAUAGAAAAACCGAAUCCUCAGAGAUCGUUUGGGUAUCCGAAUCUCAGGCUGAGCAGCGUAGGGGAAGAACAGGGCGGACUUGUGAUGGUGAAGUUUAUCGACUUGUGACAGAACCGUUUUUUGGGCAGCUAGAGAAAUACGAGACUCCAGCUAUAUUGAAAUUAUCAUUGAGACAACAAGUGCUUCUUACAGCUUGUGCUGAAUCACGAACCAUAAAUGAUCCAAAGCUGUUGUUGCAAAAAGUUAUGGAUCCACCAAAACCCGGAGUUGUUGAAGAUGCAUUGGAUUUGUUAGUUCACAUUCGUGCUUUAGAGACAACAUCUCCCAGAGGGCGAUAUGAGCCAACUUUCUAUGGAAGAUUGCUUUCGAGUUUUUCAUUAUCAUUUGAUGCUUCCAUGCUUAUACUCAUAUUUGGAGAAGCUGGAAUGUUACAUGAAGGGAUUAUAAUGGGUAUCCUCAUGGAUACUCAGCCUUUACCAAUCAUUCGUCCCUUUGGUCAAGAAGCAUUGUUUUCUAAGUUCACCGAUGAUUACUAUAAUCAAAACGGUAAAAUCUCUGGUUUGAUGGGUAGGAAGGAAGUCAUAUACAUGGCAAACUUUUGUGCUUUCCACUUCUGGCAACGUACUUUUAAGGAUAACUUUCGACUUGAACGAUUGAAAAACGUGUUAAAGUUUAAAGAGACAACAGACAUCCAAAUUCCUUCCUUGAAGAUAGAAGAAGAAUGGUGUUUAUUCCACAAUCUUGUCCAGUCAUCACUCCAGCAUGUUGCAAAUAUAUAUGAUAGUGUUCUUAAUUCUAUGCAUAGAUUUCGUCCAAAGUUUCUAGCAACUUCCAGUGGUCUACCACCUUACACACCCUAUGAACAUAAGCAUACAUGUCUUCUCACAGUUGAAUCCAAUGAAGAUUCUGAUAAUUUUGCCAUAGAAGAUGACAUCAGCACUACUAUUCAUGAAACCAAAAAAUGCAUAGCUCUACCUUUUGUAGAUGCACAUGGAUUUAACAAGAAAGGUGUCUCUUUCACAUUAGCUAACUCAAUCAAAGAGAUAAGGUCAAGAUAUCUGGAGGACAUAUCUGACAACCAAGAGAUUUCAAAUUCUUACAAUGGUUCAGAAGUUUCUCAAUGUAGAUUUUUUCUCAAUGGGACAUGUAACAAAGGAAGCCUUUGUUUAUAUGCGCAUUCAUUAGAAGCUAAAAAACCAGUUUGUAAAUUCUUCCUAUCGUUACAGGGUUGUAGAAAUGGAAAUACAUGUUAUUUCUCUCACACUUCAGAUCAACCACGUUCUUUACCAAGUAAUGAGAAAGGAUCAUGCGUGUCAGAAGAUUUAUCUACUGAUGCUUCUAUGCUUUUGAGUUUAUUUCCUACUCCAGAUGAAGGAUGUGUUCUUUUAUUCGAUGAUUUUGAUAUUCAAUUCUCUGCAAAUUUUGCUCAGUUUUACAACGCGUCAUCUAUAAUAUGCACAACCUCUGCAGUUGAAACUUCAGUUGAUCCAUAUCUGAAAGAUAUAAGAAUACAUUGGGGACUCUCUCAUCCACAUGAAACCAUUAUUCCUAAAUCUUCAAAAAACAUGGGAAUCCCAUGGAAACAAGUCAAGUGCAUGGUUUGGAUUCCUAAAUUUGGUAAUGAUGUAGAGAAUAUGGAAGAACAGAAAAAUCUUGUCAAGACUUUCUUUGACUAUCUUUCCAUUCGAAUGUUGGGUGAUGCUUUACAUCAAGUCCAACUCAUCCUUGUUAUGAACAACCUCCGAUUCGCUCAACUACAGGUUGAAAAUGUUGGGAGGGAGAGUUUUUUUUACCUUAGAGAAUCGUUUGGGUUUGAUGAAUACAGCUUUGGAAAGCUUUGUGAUGGUGUGACUACUAAAAAGCCAAUGUUGACAUCUAAGGCAGUUGUGUAUGCAUUCGAUUUGUGUCCUCCACCUAAUGAUAUUCAGUUUGGGGAUUUCGCAUCACUUUUUCACAAACAGCUACAUAACUUAAGUUAGGAAAAUGGUAUAUUAUUGCUAAUGCUAGGUUUUUAGGAAUAGUAAUUAUAGGGUAAAGAUUGAAUGGGAUGUGUGUUUAUGGGAGCUAAAUUAAUUUAUAACUACGUUCUAUUCUAUUAGAUAUUAGUGAAGUGGUCGUUUUGGAU